UUGGCGGUUGCAGAUGCACAUGUGCGAGGUACGAGGUGUGGGUAAUUGCUGCUUCGUCUGAAGAUGAAUGACUUCGAGGAUUUCGGCAUCGAGCACGAUAGCGGAAGAUGUUCAGCAUUGUACAUUUUGAUGAGAGGGACGAAGUUUCUAUUGUUCCAUCAACCUGGCUAAUGGGAAGAAACAAAGUUUUAUGGCCACCUUACAAGAACUCCAAGAAAGUAGCCGUCGCAAUUAAAGCAUGCGAAAAUCCAUCAAGCAAUUGGUCACAGCACAACUGCCGGGUACUUUGUGAAUGUGACACAUAUGAAACAGCACGGCAGAAAGAGUAAAAAGCUGCCAUGACAUCAGAUUUGACAACUGAUGAUGACAUGUGUGAACCAAAAAGGAAGCGGUGCCGUCCACAGCGAUUUGAGUCCUCUGAUGAGGAGAGCGCAUCAAUCAUGGGGGCGCAUUUCUUGUUUUUUAAACAAGCCAGAAGUGCCUGUUUCACGUUCGCAGGCAACACCACAGUGUAUUCGUCGCCCAAGGCCUCUCUGCUUGUCCGCUUCCCGCGUGCAUGGAGCAGUUUCAACCUCAGAGCCAGCGCCAAAAUCUUCUACUGUGUCUGCUGAAUCCCAGCAACAAGAAAUACAGAAGUCACGAAAAUCCAGGGUUAUACCUUUCAAGAAUUGGUGGAUCGUCGCCCCAGGACUGCUUACGGCACAUUAUGCGUCACUGUAUGAAUGACAGCUUCGCUCAAGGGUUCUGCCUCACCGGCAGAAAAGGAAAACGUCCAUUUCUCGAACUGCGGCAGUUGGAAGUCAUUUAUGGUGCUGUGCGGAAAAGCUACCCAGAAGUGACUGAUGCAACAUUACAAUCGUGCGUGGCAGACUGGCUCAGGUAUGCACCUUCAAGGGUUAAGAAGAGCUGAUUGUCUCGUAAGAUACCGCCUCUCACAUAUAAUUCUUCUAGGAGGCCAUAUACUUUCACUAAAAAGAUGUGCGUUUCUGUUGCAGGAACUUCACUGCAUGAAGUACAAAGCGUAUAAAGUUACUGUGCAGCAUAUAAAAUUUUUACGUUAAAAAUAAAGUA
This is a messenger RNA of Ornithodoros turicata, 1071 nucleotides long. RefSeq lists its product as uncharacterized. NCBI's taxonomy places the organism in Eukaryota, Metazoa, Arthropoda, Arachnida, Ixodida, Argasidae. The coding region runs from base 557 to 910 and encodes 117 amino acids. The transcript is spliced from 6 exons. The record is from RefSeq and is a predicted model, not a curated record.